UCAUUCAAUCACAACAACAGAAGGCACACUCACUCACUCACUCACCGGGUCAUUUUAUUUUAUUUUAUUUUCUCAAUUUUGUUCAACAAUCUCAGAGCGCUCUUCUGCUCCCAACGCAUAUGCAUACUGCACAAUCACCACCACCAUCCUUCGAGUAAUAUGGAGAUCACGAGCAGCCAUAGCAGCGGCAGCAUGAUGUGGUUUUUCAAAGAUAAGGGCUUUGAUGACAACAGUGUGCAAGGAAUGUUCCGAAAGUGCCGGCGCCUCGAGGGUGUGCAUCAGGAAAGAGCAAGUGAGAAUUGGGACUAUUUGAGAAGCAUUGGCAUUGAGGAAAGGAAACUGCCCUCAAUUGUUUCGAAAUGCCCCAAAAUUCUUGCACUAGAUCUUUAUGAGAAGAUUGUGCCCACUGUUGAGUGUCUCAGGACAUUAGGAACAAAACCUAAUGAGGUUGCUUCUGCCAUAGCAAAGUUCCCUCAUAUACUCUCAAACAGUGUGGAAGAGAAGCUUUGUCCCCUUUUGGCAUUCUUUCAGACUCUAGGUAUCCCUGAAAAGCAAAUUGGGAAAAUGAUACUGCUCAACCCUAGGCUUAUUAGUUACAGCAUUGAAACAAAGCUGACGGAAAUUGUGAACUUCCUUGUGAACCUUGGUCUCAGUAAGGAUGGAAUGAUCGGAAAAGUUAUAGUCAGGGACCCGUAUAUUAUGGGUUAUAGUGUCGAUAAGAGGCUUCGCCCUACUUCAGAUUUUCUGAAGUCAAUAGGGCUGAGUGAGGCAGAUCUUCAAGCGGUGGCUGUGAACUUCCCAGGAAUCUUGAGUAGAGAUGUGAACAAGCUUUUGGUACCCAAUUAUGCGUAUCUAAAGAAACGUGGAUUUGAAGAGAGACAGAUAGUUGCUUUGGUGGUUGGUUUUCCUCCUAUUCUGAUCAAGAGCAUUCAGAAUUCGUUAGAACCGAGGAUCAAGUUUUUAGUAGAUGUAAUGGGGAGACAAGUUGAUGAAGUCAUUGAUUAUCCUUGCUUCUUUCGGCAUGGCCUGAAGAGAAGAAUAGAGCCACGAUACAAACUUCUAAAGGAGAGGAGUUUAAAUUGUAGCUUGAGUGAAAUGUUGGAUUGUAAUAGGAAGAAGUUCUUCAUGAAGUUUGGCUUGUUAGAAGGCCAUGCCUUGAGUAACUAGAUCUCAUCUCUUUUUUUUGUUAUUGAUUUUCAUAAUUAGUUAAAUAGUUUAUUAAUAUUGCUGUCCUCUGAUGUUGGAGUCAGUAACUUCCAAGGAUUUUUGUUAUUCCAUGUAUGUCUGAUCUUUUGUUCAAAUUCAUAAUGUUGUCAUCUGUUGUAACUAAGAUGAUAGGUUAUCCUUUGGAUCUAUGAUAGAGAUAUGUUUGCCUGGAAUCUGUACCAACGGUUGCCCUGCCAUCAUAUGAAGCCGAGUCACCAGAUGAAGCAGCUUUUGUCAUAGCUGCAAGGGAGCAUAUCAUUGCAUGAAUUGAAUUAUGAAAUUGAAAAAAAGGUUGACAGGUUGGCUAGCUAGCUCCUUUUACCAUGUUUUUGUUGUAGUUAUACAUAUCUGCCCUAUUUAUAGAUGCACUCCAAAAUUCUCACCUUAGAUGUGAGAUUAUCUAAUUUUUAUUUAA
This is a messenger RNA of Glycine soja, 1621 nucleotides long. RefSeq names its product transcription termination factor MTERF6, chloroplastic/mitochondrial-like. Gene Ontology annotation, cellular component: chloroplast. Gene Ontology annotation, biological process: regulation of DNA-templated transcription; chloroplast organization. Gene Ontology annotation, molecular function: double-stranded DNA binding. Bases 160 to 1167 code for a protein of 335 amino acids. The transcript has 2 exons. Lineage: Eukaryota; Viridiplantae; Streptophyta; Magnoliopsida; Fabales; Fabaceae. The record is from RefSeq and is a predicted model, not a curated record.